This is a messenger RNA of Salvelinus fontinalis (brook trout), 4632 nucleotides long. RefSeq names its product guanylyl cyclase C-like. Gene Ontology annotation, molecular function: guanylate cyclase activity; protein kinase activity; ATP binding. The record is from RefSeq and is a predicted model, not a curated record. The transcript is spliced from 27 exons. NCBI's taxonomy places the organism in Eukaryota, Metazoa, Chordata, Actinopteri, Salmoniformes, Salmonidae. Gene Ontology annotation, biological process: protein phosphorylation; intracellular signal transduction; receptor guanylyl cyclase signaling pathway. Bases 496 to 3765 code for a protein of 1089 amino acids.
GCACAGGUGAGUUGUCGAAUCUGAGCGGAACAAAGCAGGUGUGUAAAUCCAUAUAUCCUUGUUUUGAAACAAAGCAGUCGAUUAAUGAAAGAUUGAAGUAAUGAAAUUAAUGAAAGAAUGAAGUCGUUAAAUGAAUGAAAAACGUUUGAGACAUUCAGAGAAGAAACUACUACUUUUACAGACUGUUUUUCACACACCAAUUUUGUUUUCUUUUCCAACUGGAAAAAGUACAUGUGCUGAAUGGAAUAUAUAUUGCGUGAGAAUAUUGCGAUAUUUGGAAUACAGAAUAAAAGGGAUGACAAGUAACUUUUUACUUUUUGGAAUUAUUAAAACAUUUCUGGCAAAUGGAUUUUACCAACCCACAGCUCAAUGUCUUGUCAUUGAACAUCUCCUCAACAUAAUUGGUACCGGAACAGGUUAUCUAGACUAGGAAAUCCAAAGACUCGCCUUAUGAAAAAUAGGAACAUUCAUUAGCUUAUACAUUAAGUCCUCAGAAUGGCUUAUAGAGGUUGGUGGGUGUGUGUCUGCUGGAUGGUGUUUAUCGCAGGCCGAUGCGAGGCGAUAUACCCUCACUGUCUGGAUGGGAUUAUGAUGAAUGUAGUUCUACUGGAUGACGACAUCUCUCCCUGGAGUAUGAAAUUUGUCCGUAGCGCUGUGGAGAGUGCGAUCCAGCUCGACGCUGAACUCCCCUGUAAAAGCUGUCCAAACGGAGUGAAGCGAAACCUGACUGCAAACUUCCUUGGGCUCGAGACUAGUUUGUACAGCAAGAAAGGCUGCCAAAGCAGCACCUGUGAGGUGGUGGAGACUUUGAAGAACCUAACUAAAACAGGCCAGGAGGGCUGGGUUUUGCUGGGGCCCACCUGUACCCAUGCAACCUUUCAGAUGGUUGAUCAAGAGGUUGGUCUGAAGCUCCUCAUGCCCAUCAUCUCAGCAGGCAGCUUUGCUCUGUCCUGUGACUACCAAGACAACCUGACCCGCAUAUUGCCCCCUGCACGCAAGAUCUCCACAUUCUUCACAAAAUUCUGGGAUUUCAAAAACAAUAUCAAACCCAAGUGGUCCACAGCCUUCCUCUAUAAGAAGCAGGAGAACACUGAUGACUGCUUCUGGUACAUCAAUGCACUUGGUACAGGCUCAGCCCACUUUUCCUUACAUGUCAAAAAUACCCAAGUUAUAACCAAAGCGGAAACCCUUAGAAUGGAAUUAAACUCCAAAAAGAGGACAAGCAAUUUGUUCAUAGUGUGUGGGACACCAGAAGAUAUCGUGGACCUGAAGAAUGGAACUAUGGAGGUUGAUCCUAGUGUUGUCUUCAUCCUGGUCGAUCUUUACAAUGAUAAGUACUACACCAAUAAGUCCUCUAUCCCUGCUAUGAAGAACGUGUUGGUUCUCACCAUGCCCAACACUAGGAACUAUACUGUGGACACAGACCUGGGCAACAACGUGACGAUGAAUGACUACAUGGCAGCGUACCAUGAUGCAGUGCUGCUGUUUGGUCAGGUGGUGAGAAAGAUCUGGAGCAAGCCUGAGUCUGAGCUCAACCACACGGAGGUAGUCAAUAUCAACCACUUCAGAAACAUCUCAUUCGAUGGCAUCGCAGGCCACUACAAGCUGGAUGACCAUGGGGACAGAGACGUGAAUUUUUCAGUCAUUUACACCACCACUGACAACAAGUAUGAAACUUUAUUUAUAUUCAACACUGUCUACAACUACACCAACAUCGUCAACAGUAAACCAUCCUUCAUCUGGGGCAGACAUCUCCCAAAUGACACUCCAGACCAGGGUUCGAGGCUGCAGAACCUCGUUGUCAUUGUCUUAGGUGUCACUGUGGUGGUGGUGGCUACCAUCGCAUUCAUCUUCUACAGGCAGAACAGGAGAGAGCGCCAGGUGAGGAAGAGAUGGUCUCACAUCCACUCUGACCUCAUCACCCCGCUGGAGUACAAUGAACGUAGCCUGGUCUCCCUCAAGAUUGAUGAAGACCACAGGAAAAAAAAAAGUUAUAUGAUCCGCCAAGGACGCUACGAUAAAAAGAUUGUGAUCCUGAAGGAGCUGAAGCACUCGGACGGGAACUUUAACAAGAGUCAGAGGAUAGAGCUCAACUCGCUUCUGCACAUUGACUACUACAACUUGACUAAGUUCUACGGCACAGUCAAGUAUGAUCAUGGUGUGUUUGGGGUGUUCGAGUACGGCGAGAGGGGAUCUCUAAGGUGUGUGCUGAAUGACAAUAUUUCAUACCCGGAGGAGACCUUCAUGGACUGGGAGUUUAAGAUCUCUGUAAUGUACGACAUCGCCAAGGGUAUGUCCUACCUCCAUUCCAGUGACAUCCAGGUCCAUGGCCGUCUCAAGUCCACUAACUGUGUGGUGGACAACCGCAUGGUGGUCAAGAUCACUGGCUUUGGCUGCAACACCAUUCUAAACCCAGGCAGAGACCUGUGGACAGCUCCAGAGCACCUGCGUAGACAAGGGAUCUCCCAGAAGGGAGAUGUCUACAGCUUUGCCAUCAUCGCCCAGGAGAUAGUUCUCAGGAGGAAAACCUUUUACACCGAGGCCUACUCCGACCGCACAGAGAAAAUGGCCAGAGUGCAGUACCCUAUCAAAAUAACCUAUUUCAGACCUGAUCUGAAUUUUGAGACUGCAGGAGAAAAAGAACUGGAGGUGUACAUGCUGAUAAAGAUCUGCUGGGAUGAGGACCCAGAGCGAAGGCCUGACUUUAAGAAGAUAGAGAACUCACUGGGGAAGAUCUUCAGUAACCUGCACAACCAGGCUAAUGAGAGCUACAUGGACAACCUGAUCCGUCGUCUACAGAUGUACUCCCGGAACCUGGAGCACCUGGUGGAGGAGAGGACGGCGCUGUACAAGGCUGAGAGAGACAGGGCCGACUGCCUCAACUUCAUGCUGCUGCCUCGUCCUGUGGUGCGUUCUCUGAAAGAGACAGGCAUCGUGGAGCCGGAGCUGUUUGAGGAGGUGACGGUCUACUUCAGCGACAUCGUGGGCUUCACCACCCUGUGCCAGUACAGCACCCCCAUGGAAGUGGUGGACAUGCUCAACGACAUCUACAAGGGCUUCGACAGCAUCCUCGACCACCACGACGUAUACAAGGUGGAGACGAUAGGUGAUGCGUACAUGGUGGCGUCGGGGUUGCCUCGGCGGAACGGGAACAGGCACGCGGUGGACAUCUCCCGCAUGGCCCUGGACAUUCUGGCAUUUAUGGGGACCUUCCAGCUCAGACAUCUGCCGGGACUACCUGUGUGGAUCCGCAUUGGGAUGCACUCAGGCCCCUGUGCAGCAGGAGUGGUGGGUAUAAAGAUGCCCAGAUACUGCCUGUUUGGAGACACAGUCAACACUGCAUCUAGCAUGGAGUCAACGGGACAUCCCCUGAGAAUCCACGUCAGUCAGCCCACCAUCAGCAUCCUACAGAGGACAGACUGCAAGUUUGAGUACGAGAAGAGAGGGGAGACUUUUCUCAAGGGUAAAGGCACAGAGUUGACCUACUGGUUGACAGGUGAAACAGGACAGGACUACAACUUGCCAACGCCACCGACAGCGGAGAACUGCCAGCGUCUGCAGCAGGACCUGGCCCAGAUGAUCCAGGAGUGUCUUGAGAACCGCUCGCUGGGGUCAGAGGUCAUGGAGAAGAGGAAUACCCUGUCCAUGAGGCAGAGGAGGGUGGGGAGGGAUGGAGGGGAGCAGGGGGGAGAGGAGGAGGUUAACGAUGACCAGCCAGAGUACCUCCAUCUGGCUACGGUCAACAACUUCAGUACUUUCUUUUAGUUAUUUUGAUAAGGAGAAAUAGGGUUAUUAUGUUGUUGUUUUGUCUAUUGAUGUGAAAGUCUAAAGUCACAUGCAGAUCUUGAGUUAGAAUUCUGGCCUUUUGGAGGAACCACAAAGCUGUAGACCAACUAAGCACUGUACUGAUAUACUGGAAACCUUCCCCUCCACAACCUCAGCACUAGAAAUUCCAAAAACGAUGAGAAAAAAAAUACUGACCUUAGGUAGAACAGCAAAUAGCAAAAAGUACUUAUUGUACCUUUAAGUGUUAAAUAAUUGUGUUGUCUACAAUCAAAUAUUAAUAUUAUUAAUCAUCAUACAUUUCUUCCUUUUAACUGAUUGCAAUAUAUGCGGACCAUUGUUGUGAUAAUAUUUCAUCUUGAAAAUUUUAAUGAUUUAUGGUUUAAAAACAAAUGACAUUGAAACUGUAUUUAUUUAUGUGAUUAUAUUUUACAGUUGUUGGAAUCAUUCCUGUACAGCAUGUUACAAAUAAUAAUACUACUUGACGGGACUGAAAACAUUGACCCAUGUUUCAUUGAGCCUGUUACAGUAUAUUGAGGCAUUACAAUUCCCAUGUCACUGAUGUCUGAGAACUUAUGGGGGUGUAUCUGAGCACAUUGAAGUUUUCGUUAAAGGGGGUAGGAAGGAAGUUCUCACUGAUUUUCUACAGUGAAUUAUAAAUGAUUAUGCACAAUUGUCUAACACAUAUUUACAUUGUUUAGAUUAUUUUUUUUAACAAGAAUAUAGCAUGACUGCUAUUACUGUUAUACCCAUAAAAAACAUAUGUAUAAAGAUAAUGUAUUGUAAAGCAAAUCAACCCUGGCUAUUGUAACAGCAUUAGAUGCCCAAUAAAAAAAAAAUCAGUUCUGA